This is a messenger RNA of Eleginops maclovinus (Patagonian blennie), 3801 nucleotides long. It is a transcript of the gene mcm9, whose product is annotated as minichromosome maintenance 9 homologous recombination repair factor. Gene Ontology annotation, cellular component: nucleus; MCM complex. Lineage: Eukaryota; Metazoa; Chordata; Actinopteri; Perciformes; Eleginopidae. The record is from RefSeq and is a predicted model, not a curated record. Gene Ontology annotation, biological process: double-strand break repair via homologous recombination. The coding region runs from base 165 to 3620 and encodes 1151 amino acids. Gene Ontology annotation, molecular function: single-stranded DNA helicase activity; ATP hydrolysis activity; ATP binding. The transcript is spliced from 15 exons.
GUUGGUUGGUAGUGCGCCUUUAAAACAAAGGAAGAAGAAUGCAGCCUACCACACUUGCGCGCGCGAUACAAGUGGUUUGUUUACAUCGGUGAAGAAUUGAGGAGCUCUACGCAGACAUGUCACUGUCCCUGUAAAAUACGGGGUUCACAUCACGUUUCGUCACAAUGUCGAUAAGCCCGGAUCAGGAGGCCCUGAUUGGCAGAGUGUUUGAAAGCUACCUGACAGAGCAUCACCAUGGCGACAUUCUCAACCUUCUCGCCGACACUGAUGAAGAAACCCAUCGCGCUGUGGUUGUUAACGCCAUGACUUUGUUUGAAGCCAAUAUGGAGGUUGGGGAUUAUUUCAAUGCCUAUCCCAACGAUGUACUGGCUAUAUUUGAUAAAGUGCUCCAAAGAACUGCCCUUCAGUUAUCCGAGGGAGCCUCUCCAAAGCAGCGAGCCAAAGAGGGAAUGACACACACUCUUCAUGCCCGCAUCACAGGUCUGCCAGUGUGUCCAGAGCUGACCAGAGACACUAUUCCCAGGUCCAGAGACGUAGGACACUUUCUGUCUGUCACUGGUACUGUCAUACGCACCAGUGUUGCCAAGGUUCUGGAGUAUGAGCGUGAUUACAUGUGCUCCAAGUGUCGUCACGUCUUCACGGCGCAGGCGGAUUUUGACCAGUUCUACACCUUCGUGCCGCCAGCAGCCUGUCCCAGUCCGGAUGGAUGCGAAUCGUACAAAUUCAUGUGUCUGUCUGGAGGAUCAGAGCCGGCCGCAUGCAGGGAUUUCCAGGAGAUCAAGAUACAGGAGCAGGUGCAGAGGCUGUCAGUGGGCAGUAUUCCUCGGUCCAUGGUGGUGGUUCUGGAGGAUGACCUUGUAGACAGUUGUAAAUCUGGAGACGAUGUGACGGUUUACGGGGUGAUGUGUCAGCGCUGGAAGCCCUUCUAUGAUGCCGCCCGCUGUGACGUGGAGCUGGUCCUCAAAGCCAACAACAUAGAGGUGAACAACCAGCAGGCGGCCAACGCUCUCCUCAUGAAGGACGUUCAGAAGGAGUUUGAAGAAUUCUGGGAAAGCUACCAACAUGAUCCAAUAGCCGGAAGGAAUCAGAUCUUGUUGAGUCUGUGCCCGCAGGUGUUUGGCAUGUACGUGAUUAAGCUGGCAGUUGCCAUGGUGUUGGCUGGCGGAGUGCAGAGGAUAGAUUCUUCUGGAACAAAGAUCAGAGGGGAGUGUCACUUGUUGCUGGUCGGCGACCCCGGCACAGGGAAGUCUCAGUUCCUGAAGUACGCCGCUAAGAUCAUGCCUCGCUCUGUGCUCACUGCUGGCAUUGGAUCAACGAGUGCAGGACUGACGGUGGCCGCGGUGAAGGAUGGAGGAGAAUGGCACCUGGAGGCCGGAGCCCUGGUGCUGUCAGACGGAGGGUUGUGCUGCAUCGAUGAGUUCAACAGCAUCAAGGAACAUGACCGCAUCAGCAUCCAUGAGGCUAUGGAGCAGCAGUCCAUCAGUGUGGCCAAGGCUGGCAUAGUGUGUAAGCUGAACACUCGGACCAGCAUCCUGGCAGCGACCAACCCUAAAGGACGGUACGACCCCAACGAGCCGCUGUCAGUGAACGUGGCGCUGGCCAGCCCGCUGCUCAGCCGCUUCGACCUGGUGCUGGUUCUGUUGGACACCAGGAACCCAGAGUGGGACCGCAUCAUCUCCUCUUUCAUCCUGGAGGAGAGAGGUGUGCCUGCUGAGGGGGCCAGCCUGUGGUCCAUGGAGAAGAUCAAGGCUUAUUUCAGUGUGAUUAAGCGCUUAAAGCCGCAGAUGUCCGAGGACGCUAACAUCAUCCUGACGCGGUACUACCAGCUGCAGAGGCAGAGCGACGGCAGGAACGCCGCCCGCACCACCAUCCGCAUGCUGGAGAGCCUCAGCAGGCUGGCUGAAGCCCACGCCAGGCUCAUGUUCAGAGAGACGGUGACCAUCGAGGACGCUGUCAUGGCCGUCUCUGUCAUGGAGUGCUCCAUGCAGGGCGGCGCUCUGCUGGGAAACGUAAACGCAUUGCUCACCUCGUUCCCUGACUCCCCCACGCAGCAGUAUCAGGCUCAGUGUCAGGUCCUGCUGGAGGGGCUGAACCUGCACCUGCUGAUCCAGAAGGAGAGCGACAGACUGGCCAGGCUGAAUAGCAACACCUCUGAAGCCUCCCAGUUUGAUCCUCCAACUGAUAAUUGCCAACAAGACACACACUCCACGAACAAAACACACUGCCAUGAAAGCUCCAGUAACCAGGAUGAUGUCACAGGGGAAACUGGCUUGGACUGGUUCCACUCCAUCGCGUCAUCGUCGUCACCAGAUGUCACAGCCCCGUCCGUCAUAACAUCCACUAAAGGAAACCCGAAAAGAAAACCAAACUCCAGCUGGUCAGAAAUGUCCACAGUCAGCAAAGAGCCCAACUGUCACACUGAGAAAGUCAUUCAGAGUAACGCUGACUCAUCGUUAAACCAGGAUGCUGAUUUAAAUCGGUCAGCAACAAAUACCUCUGCUUCAAUACAAAAACAUGAGGAGUCGUCGGGGUGUGUGUUGCAGAAAGUGUCUAAGAAUCUGAGAAUCAAAAGAAGGGCGCUGCAGCUGAGUCAUCCUCAAGGUGACGAAGAAGGAGGAGGACAUGUAGGGAGGGUGGUGUCUGGAGAUGUGAUUGAUACAGCUUCAGAUUCUCUCUCAGACAGACCUAAGAACUGUUCCUCAAAGCACGUAGCUCAGGACACCUUGUCAAAGGACAAAAGUGACCGGACUGUGAGUAAAAACAUCAGCACUGUACUGAAGGAAAAGAUGGCGGCUGAAGCAGGUAAAGAUCUGCAUACAAAGUUGUCAGGCUUCACAUUCAGACCAAGGAAGAUGGUUCAAAAUCAUAACUCAGUCUUCAACAUUGACUCAGAGGUCCUAACUUCCUGUAACCCAGGCAGCAGAGAUCCUCACUCAAGCACAGAGAGCAGGAAGAGCAAACAGAAGCCAGAAACUAGUAAGAAAAGACCAAAUAACCAAAGUCUUCCUGAAGAUGGAAACCAGAUACAACAGGAUAGCAGCAAGGCGGGAGAAAGUGUGUCAGAAGAACAAAGAGUUGGCACGAGUAAUGAGAAUACAGUAGGUAGCUUCGCUUGCUCCACACCUUUAAAACCAAGCUCCUGCAUCGACGAUCCGGAAUCUUCCAAAUUAGGACACAACAAUUCCAUUGUGGCCUCGUCAACCCUGGCUAAACUCUCAAGAUUCUCCUUCUCCUGUGCAACUGAACCCACAACCCAAACUGAUAUGGGAAAAAGUUCUACUAGAACAGACAAAAGUCCAGAUGGUGGGGAAUGUUCUAGAGGAACUCUCCCCAAACACAGUGCCUUAGUAAGGAAGAUAAAGACUGUAGUGACAACCACAUCACGACAGGGACAAGGACAAGGGACAGAUCAAGGCAAGCACACAGAACCAACCCAUGCUGCAAACCAGGGGAGCGAGGGUCCUGUGGACUGUCUCAGCAGCGCUAAUCUGAAGAAGAGGAAGUGUUUCCAGCUGGGUGGCUCCAAGAGUCCCUUCUCAGGACUGUCUCUGUUCGACCUCAGUAAUGAUGUUCUUGACACUGACUGGGACCAAGAGGUUACAAAGAAAGCCAAAAUAUGAAAUCAUAGGCUACCGUCACAAUGGGUCCGUUUGAUUAUGAACCUCAGACUGAGCAGUAUAGGGCCCCUUUUGAGAAAUACCAUGAUGAGGCAAUCACGUUUUGCUGUGGGCAACAUUACUUUAUUUCUGUGCCUGAUUUUGGAUCUGCUGCCUCGAGUCUAUAAAUAAAGCCUGGAAGUUG